Molecule: messenger RNA, 690 nt
Organism: Hibiscus syriacus
Lineage: Eukaryota; Viridiplantae; Streptophyta; Magnoliopsida; Malvales; Malvaceae
Product: histone H2B.3-like
Exons: 3
Coding region: 1-690 (229 amino acids)
Biological process (GO): nucleosome assembly
Cellular component (GO): nucleosome
Molecular function (GO): protein heterodimerization activity; DNA binding; structural constituent of chromatin
Source: RefSeq, a predicted model, not a curated record
AUGCAUUCUUCUCCUCCAACUCUUUCUCGCGUUUCUUUUGAAGGUGUUGGUGAAGCAUCUGGUUUUCUUCCCACAUUCUACGUCUUCUUGCGUGAUUCUGGGACUGCGCCCGAGCUUGAAACUACACGCGUCUCAGUGUACUCGUGGAAAAUUGUGAAGGAAACUGUUAAAGUAGCUGUAGUUGAGAAAACAGAGGGAGACACCAAUGGUGAUCAGAAACAGUCGGAGACGGUUCCUUUCCAAGACAUAACAGAGGAAAAAGAAGAACCAAGUGAACAUGAACCACGAAAAAACCCCAUGAGAGUUCGAGUUCCGGUCGAAGCUCCAGGCGAAGACAGAGUGCAGCAACAAGAUGAAAAAACAGAGCAAAAGGACGCUAAAAACGAAGAGAAGAAGGGAAAAGAGAAUGGGAAGAGGAAGAGGGGGAAGAAGAAGAGAGGGGAAUUCGAUGGUUGUGAAGGGUACAAGACGUACGUUUUCAGCUAUAUGAACGACAUGUUCGAGAAGCUUACGAGUGAGGCAACUAAACUGUCCAUGUACACCGAUAGGAAGACAUUGUCUUCGAGGGAGAUUCAAGGUGCAGUGAGGCUGGUCUUGCCAGGGGAGCUCGGCAAACAUGCCGCUGCUGAAGGAAGUAAAGCUGUCACUAAUUUUGCUACGUACUAUAAAAAACGGUCCAAAUUGGCUUAG